GGGAUGUUCUUUUGUACAAGUAUAUCACGAACCGGCAAAACCUACUGGACUGUAAAUUACCAUGGCCAUCACCACCAAAGCCAAAGAUGUCGCCAUCAUAAUCGCCGUCUCGGGUGUAACAACUCUCAACGUAUUUUUGACAGGAUCGCUGACGGUCGCUCUGCCCACUAUUGGAAAAGAUUUGAACUUUAAGCAGGCAGAUCUUCAAUGGCCUAUUAACGUAUAUGCUCUUUCAUAUGGAUGCCUCCUCCUCCUCUUCGGAAGAGUAGGGGACAUAAUUGGAGGGAGGACUAUGUUUCUUGUCGGGUCGAUCUGGUUCACGAUUUGGAGUAUCGCCACAGCCUUUGCCCCAAAUGACACGGCUUUCAUCAUUUUCAUGGCUUUGAAAGGGAUGGGAGCAGCAGCAAACACUCCAGCAGCCAUCGGCCUCUGCUCAUCAUGUUUUCCUGAAGGUCCGAGCAGAAAUAAAGCUUACAGCGCACUCGGUGCAGGGCAGGCGAUAGGUUUCAUCAUGGGUCUCGUUUUGGGUGGAGUACUCACUGAGACUCGAGCUACGUGGAGAUCCUUGUUCUAUAUCCAAGCCGGCCUAGGAGCACUGUUCGUUCUGCUUGGAUUCUUGGUUCUCCCCAAGGAUAGAGCCAUUCGUCGGUACUCCAAGGGCCUUGAUUGGGGAGGUGCUCUGCUCAGUACUACAGGUCUUGGCCUGCUGACUUACAGUCUUGCGGACUCGGCAAUUGCACCCAAAGGGUGGUCUUCCCCCCAGAUACCUAGCUUGCUAACGGUGUCGGUGCUCAUCCUGGGUGCCUUCUUAUACUACGAACGUUGGAGGGAAUCUAAGAAUUUGUCUGUUCUUAUACCUCUCAGCAUGUGGCGGCAGCCAGGUGCUAAGAUGGGCAGUCUCGUCGCGCUUGUUUUCUUCGCCUGGUGGAGCUUCAACACGCUUUCAUAUUUCAUGACUCUCUACUAUCAGCAAGUUGUCUUGUUGGUCCCACUUCAGACCUCCCUCCGUUUCAUACCGAUGGCAAUUUCUGGACUGUUUGCUAAUGUCCUCUCGGGUUACUUCAUGACCAAAGUUCCGGGACAACUCCUCAUGCUCAUAGGGCUAGUCGGCGGUGGUAUUUCUCCAAUCCUCUUCGCUCUCAUCGAUGUCAAACUCACUUACUGGGCCAUGGGAUUCCCGAUAGCCGUCCUCAUUGUAUGGAAUGACGUUGCUUAUCCACUCGGAAACUUGCAGAUCGCAUCCGCUUUUGACGAAGAUUCGCAGUCACUUGCGGGGGGGGUCUUCAAUGUAGCCACGCGCAUCGCUACAUCCAUUGGUCUGGCUAUAACGAGCAGUAUAGCCACAUCAGUUUCGGAAAGAUAUAAUGCUCAGCACCCAACGCUUGCUCCUGACUCUCCGGAAGUCUUAAUGGUUGGAUUCCGAGCAGCUGGAUGGACUUGCUUCGCAGCAUCUGCUAUCAGCGUACUGAUAGCUAUCUUUGGGAUGCGUGGGAUUGGUAAGGUUGGACAAAUGAAGUCCCACAGUUCAUUGCAAGAAGGGCCCCACGACAUUUCGAUGGGUGAUAUCAAGUUGGAUAGUGAUGGAAACUCCGGAAGCAGGGGUCCUGGUGUGGAGAUUAAGCAGUCUGAAGAAAUUAUUGUUAUAGCAUAGUCGAGGCUGAUAAGAUCCUGGCCUGCACUAUAGAUUAGAUUUGCUGACUCAAGAUGAAUCAAGAACUCUAUCAUCAUCAUCAUCGUCACCAUCACCACCACCAUUAUUCUUACCAACGCCAUCCUCUUUAAUCUCUCCUCCACUUGCAUCCUCGUGACGAUUCCAAUACCUUUCACCAUAAUUAAGCAACAGCUCCAUUCCACGUCGUAUUUUUCUUACUACAUAGACCCAAGUUAGCAGUUAUGCUGCGAGUCUCUGAAUGAAUACGACAAUUCUACUCACUAGCAAAGAAAGCAAUACGAAUUUCAUUG
Serpula lacrymans var. lacrymans S7.9 is the source of this 1962-nucleotide messenger RNA. RefSeq lists its product as uncharacterized. Gene Ontology annotation, molecular function: transmembrane transporter activity. Gene Ontology annotation, cellular component: membrane. Gene Ontology annotation, biological process: transmembrane transport. Lineage: Eukaryota; Fungi; Basidiomycota; Agaricomycetes; Boletales; Serpulaceae. The transcript has 12 exons. The record is from RefSeq and is a predicted model, not a curated record. Bases 62 to 1651 code for a protein of 529 amino acids.